This is a messenger RNA of Neopsephotus bourkii (Bourke's parrot), 615 nucleotides long. RefSeq names its product SUN domain-containing protein 5-like. The transcript has 5 exons. Gene Ontology annotation, biological process: nuclear envelope organization. The record is from RefSeq and is a predicted model, not a curated record. The annotation marks the transcript as partial. Lineage: Eukaryota; Metazoa; Chordata; Aves; Psittaciformes; Psittacidae. Gene Ontology annotation, cellular component: meiotic nuclear membrane microtubule tethering complex; nuclear envelope. Gene Ontology annotation, molecular function: protein-membrane adaptor activity.
GAUUUUGCACAUCUUUUGGACAGAACGAGCCCAAAAGCUGCAGGUUCUCCUGGACAAGAUGGAUCAGCUGGAGGGGGAGAUAAGCAGUUUGAAGAAGGUGCCAACAUCGACAUGCAGAGAACUUCGGAGACCUAUGACAAUUGGGGCGGCAGGGUUAUACGGCUCUUCCGCUCUCCCAACCCUCCUGAUACGAUUUUGCAGCCGGACAUUUCCCCAGGAAACUGCUGGCCUUUACAAGGGGACCGGGGCCAGGUGGUCAUCCUGUUGCCAGCACGAGUCCAUCUGACUGCUGUCAGUGUGCAUCACAACUACAAAGAGGUCGUUUCGUCUGGCACCGUCACCAGUGCCCCCCGAGACAUCGCUGUCUUUGGAGUGAAUGCAGACACAGAAGAGGAAACUCUCCUUGGGACGUUCGAGUACAACGUGACAAAACAGGCCAUUCAAACCUUCCCUCUGAAGAACACACACAUAGCCUUUUCACGCGUCAAACUUACUGUGGAGAGCAACUGGGGAAACACAGCCUACACCUGCAUUUAUCGAGUGCAGGUUCAUGGAAAGAUGGCAAAACCAGAAAACCUCAACUGAAACCACAGCAGAAAAGGAACACAAAUAAAA